AUGGCACCCGUCCCGAUCGAGGAUGUCCCGGAAAUCCCAACACUAGCCGUUGGGGGACUCUAUGUUCGCGAUGUCGAUGAUGCCAAUACAAAUUCCGUGCCUUCACUCAAUCUCAACACACACACUCUUUUCACCCGCGAUGACUCAAGCACCACACAGCCGCAACGAGGCCAAGGCACAGUUGAUCCGCACAGCAUAAAGAUGCAGGGUUUGAUGGCCUUGUUUGCCCUCAUUGGCGCGGCCUUUGUGCUGGCGGCAAUUUGGUUCUUUUUCUGGGCUAAGAAUGGUGGCUUUGUCUGGCGCGAGGGUGACUGGGACGAAUACAAAUCGACCGUCCUACGUCGCAAGGGACCGGACGGCCAGACACUCAGUAACGCCACCAAGAGUACGAAGCUUGGAGGUGGCAGUGUUGUCGGCAAGGGCUACACUGAUGAUGGAUAUUCGUACACCGAUGGAUCAUACACCGAGACAGCGACGACUAUUACCGAUGAAAAGCCUCGACGCAAGAGAUUCAGAGACGCCAAAGAGAAGUUCCUCCGACGAAACAAGCAAGAAGAGUGGGAAGGCGCUGAGGAUGCGGAUGUGCGCGCAUACCGUGAAGAAAAGCCUGCUCGCAUCGGCGGCAUGAACCGCGAAGCCGAUGGAACCUACCAUGGCAGCGACUACGACACUUCUGCUCCACCUACCUCCUACCAACAGAGCGAAAUGAGCCAGUCUCACGACUUUGCUUACGAUGACCCACCACGCCGCCAGCGCCACAGAGAUCCAUCUGGAUUCUCUUUCACUGAGGGUAGCGAAGAUGUGAUCAGCAAUGCCAACGAACAGCGUCGCAUUCGCGAGCCAUCUACUCGUCGCCACAAUCGCCGUCGUGAACGUCGCAGUGAGGCUCCAAGCUACAUCGCACCUGGUCCUCCCCCCGCGCCCUCUUCCCGUACCAGCAGCCCUCGGAAACACCGUGACCGCCGCACCGCCGCUCAAGGUCACUAUACUGAGCCUUUGGAUUUCUCUUCUGCAGGCACCCGCUCUGAAUACCAAUACUCCAAUGUCGACACCGAGGACUCAGGCACCAGAAGUUACAAGCAUCCUAUUCCCGGAUUGACGAAGGGUUACCGUCGCGAUGGCCGCAGUCGUCGCCGCGACAGCUUGAGUGACAGUGAAGGCGAGACUCAGUAG
This is a messenger RNA of Penicillium salamii, 1173 nucleotides long. Lineage: Eukaryota; Fungi; Ascomycota; Eurotiomycetes; Eurotiales; Aspergillaceae. The record is from the annotation of a GenBank genome assembly.